UAAUAAUAUAAAAUGGGGGGUGAAUGACCUAAGUCAGAAUUAAAAAUUGAAAAAAAGAAAUAGAGAGAGAGAGAUGGGAAAGGAGAUAAAGAGGUUUCUACUUAAAACAGAACCGUCGGAGUGGUCGUGGGAGGACCAAGCAGCUAACGGAGGGAUAAGUAAAUGGGAUGGCGUUAAAAACAAACAAGCUCAGAAAUACCUCAAAUCCAUGUCACUCCACGAUCUCUGCUUCUUCUACCACUCUGGUCCAAAGUCCCGUCGUAUCGUCGGCGUUGUUUCCGUCGUCCGAGAGUGGUAUACCGAUGAUGUAGACGGCGGUGCGGUGGACGUGAAGGCUGUUGGAGAAAUGAGAAGAGCGGGUGAUUUAAAAGAGAUGAAACAUUUCAAGGAUUUUGCACUUUUGAAGCAACCUAGGCUUUCUGUUGUGCCUGUUCCUGAUGUUAUCUGGGAUAACAUAUGUGAUUUGGGAGGUGGAUAUCAUGGUGAUGGGAAUGAUGAACUAAACCCUAUCGAUUGAAUUUUAAUCAUAUGUAAAUAAAGAAACCAACAUCUUUUUCUACUUCAUCUAGUUUUGGCAUUAGACUUUCGGAUUUUAAUGUUUUAUUUUUCAGUUUUUUACUUUCUUUUCUUUUCAUUUGCUGAGAGAAUACAUGUGGAAUAAAAAAUGAACAAGGGAAAUUCGUGACACAGACUUGUCUUUUUCUGAACAAAAAAUAUAAGCUUGUGUAACUCCACAAGGGAAUUCGUGAUUUUAACUCUUUAUAUAUAAAGUUUAUUAUGCAAAUUUUGAUA
Messenger RNA from Cicer arietinum (chickpea), 792 nucleotides. RefSeq lists its product as uncharacterized. Gene Ontology annotation, cellular component: nucleus. Lineage: Eukaryota; Viridiplantae; Streptophyta; Magnoliopsida; Fabales; Fabaceae. The record is from RefSeq and is a predicted model, not a curated record.